GUUGCAACCCAACGUUAGCUUUGUCUAGAUUAAAAUUAAUACCUUUUUAACACUUACUGACCACCACAGCUCCAGCGGCGUGUGUGCGAACGUCUUUUAACAUCAAUUUCCAUCUAAAUUGCCACUUACACGUUUUUCGGAAGAAGUCUUAACACAGAAUUGCAGUGGAAUACCGGUUUGUCACGAGUAGCACGAGUUCCCCGUAUGGAAAUGAAGACACCUCCUGAAGAAAAGUCUGUCAACUUUCUGUUGGGCGCUUCUCUGCUGUAUAGAGAAACGUGUCCGGAGCUAUCGCGGUUCCUCAUGCAGUGGCAUGUGAAGUCUAAUGGACGAAAGAAGAAAUCCUCUAGUCUGCUGCAGAGCACCUCAGUGUGUCCGCACUGUUAUCAGUGGCUGCAGCCUGGCAAUCACCGGGUGCGGCUGCGGCCCAAGCGGCGUCCUUCAGCACGUGUGCAGAGUGUCUUGCGCAGGAGGGCCAGGGGCAAACGACUCAGCCUGGUGCAGAAAAAUCUGCUGCACUGCUUCCAACAGUCCUCCUCAGUCCUGAUGGCCACCUGCCACACUUGCAAUACGACAUCCAGACACAAAGGAAUGAACAGGGACUUUAUAACGACCCUUGCUAAGACCCACAGCACACCGGGGAGCGCUGGCAAGCACAGGACCCCACAGUCCACCAACAGAGCCAACAUAACUACUCCAAAGACUCCUGGCAAAGACAAGACUCCUGUUCACACACCUAGGUCCUCCACCUCCUCCAGCACUUCAGGGUCGAGCUCAUCUUCCUCCAAGCCCCCCUCUAAACCUAAAAAUUGGGUCGUCCAGCGUCUCAGUAAGAUACUCAUGCGAGAGGACACCCGGGGCAGCAAGAAGGGGGGCUUGAAAGAUUUUCUGUCUUCACUUUGAGUAUCUCCCAAAAUGCACCAUGUCUUUAUGUAUACUCUUAAAAAAACAAGGAGUCAGACCAUGUUGUAACCUGUUUACACCAAAGGUUAAGGGGGGACUUAAGAAAGUAACUUUGGUUUCCAAGCCGGUUUGGGAAGGGUAAUAGUUUGCCCACCAACUCAGCUAUUGCUGGGCUGUUUGGAAUGGCGCUCCUGGUAUCCUGAAUGCAGUGGGAGCACUGGGCUGGCUAUUUCAACUAUUAAUCAGGGUUGCUGCAUCUUCAGCUGAGCCAGUCGAAGGAGAACGCUUCUUCCGUCUACUUUAGCACACGCCUCUUAUAGUCUCCUAAACUGGGGAUGCUAUUUUACGUGGAAUGUUUGAGGAAAUAUCCAGUAUUUAUCAAAUGGCUGAAACAUCGAAGAAAGCCUAACCUUGUUCUGUGGUGGUGUUCGUGGCAUGACAAGCUGGUUUACAUGCCAAUAUCUGUCUCCAUUUUUUUUUCUAAAGUUCCAAGUAUAGAUUUAUAUGAUGAAUACACCUAAAAUUAUUUUGUAUUCAUACUACCUGAUGUUAAAACUUUGGUAUUUACUUACUUUAUUUUUUGUCCCUCUCCAGUGGGGAGCUGUGUCUGUGUGAACUAAUUUCUUAUGGCAUUGGCUUAAUAUGACAGACUGACAAAUGUAUACAUGUUGUUGCCACUGUUGCAUUUUUGUAUGUGCAUACAAAUGAUUUUGAAACUGUGCACAGUCACCAGUGAAGAUAUUUGCAAUUAUUGUCUAAAAUGGGACUCAACAGUUGCUGUUUACAUUGAAUAGGCACAACGGCCUAAAACCUUAUUGACAAUCAAUAUUGUCAAGACUUUACGUUUUCUUGUAAUAUUUUCUUUGGCUAUAUGUUUUUGUAAGGUUACUCUUUUCAUCUUUUUGUUAAGAGUGGGAAUUUAGAUAUAUUUGCUGCAUUUUGUACUGCCUGAUUACCUACCUGUUUCCCAUUAGCUAUUCAGUGUACAUUAUGUGUUUAAAUCCUGAAAUACCUCACAUUUGUA
This is a messenger RNA of Chelmon rostratus (copperband butterflyfish), 1927 nucleotides long. It is a transcript of the gene rmp24, whose product is annotated as chromosome 16 C18orf21 homolog. The transcript has 5 exons. The record is from RefSeq and is a predicted model, not a curated record. Lineage: Eukaryota; Metazoa; Chordata; Actinopteri; Chaetodontiformes; Chaetodontidae. The coding region runs from base 205 to 903 and encodes 232 amino acids.